UGACUUCUUCGCCAAUCAGGCAAUCAUCAUCAUCCUGUGUAGAGACGACUCGAGUCAAUUCUUGCUGCAGAGAAAAAAUAAAAAAUGGAAGGCAGAUCUAGUAAUAUUAUAUGCUCAUUAAUAAUCGCAUUUCUAUUCCUAAGUUUCCGAUCAUCUUAUUCACACUCUUCUUCAUCGGAACUUCAGAUCCUCACCGCCGAACGCAGAAUUGACUUGGCUUCACAUAUUAUUAGGGUUGUUCUGACUUUGAAGGUACAAAAUGAUGGGGCAUCCGCUGCUUCAAACGUUCUUCUUGCAUUUCCACCAGCACAAGUUAAGCAUCUAGCACUGAUCCAAGCUGCUGAACAUACUGGAAAAAAGAGGAAGAAAACUGUACAUCCACUUGAUGUAAAACCAAGUGACCAUGCUGAUGGGCCAAAUGGAGCCAAAUUCUUUUCUGUUUCUUUGAGAAAUCCGUUAAGCACUGGUGCAUCCGUCUCAAUUGAAGUAUCAUACAUAUUGACCCAAUCACUUGAACCUUUCCCUGUAGAAAUAAGUCAGUCAGAGCCCCAGUUAGUCUUAUACCGCGACAGUGCUUUAAUACUAUCACCAUAUACAAUUAAACAACAGACAACAGUUAUUAGGACACCUAGUACCAAAGUGGAAUCAUUCACUAGAGUGGAACCAUCCUCCCAAUUGCGUACUGAGCUGAAGUAUGGGCCUUAUGAGGACCAGCCUUCAUAUGCGUAUACUCCUAUACUACUUCAUUUCGAGAAUAACAAUCCAUUUGCUGUGGUUGAGGAGCUUGUACGAGAAAUUGAGAUUUCUCACUGGGGCAACCUCCAAGUUACAGAGCAUUACACGUUGGUGCAUAACGGUGCUAGACACAAAGGCGGAUUCUCAAGGGUUGAAUAUCAAUCUAGGCCAACUAUCAGUGGUGUCUCUUCAUUCAAGCAUCUUGUUGCAAAAUUACCCCCAAGGGUUCACUCUGUCUACUACCGUGAUAACAUCGGAAAUAUCUCAACCUCGCAUUUACGGACAAGUUACAGUAAGUCUGAACUAGAAAUAGAGCCGCGAUAUCCUUUGUUGGGAGGUUGGAAAGCGACUUUUGUCAUUGGGUAUGGGCUGCCACUGCAAGAUGUUCUUUUUGAGUCAGAUGAUGGUAAACGCUACCUGAAUUUCAGUUUUGGUUGUCCCAUUGCUGAAACGGUGGUGAACAAAAUAAUUAACAAGGUUAUACUGCCUGAGGGAUCGAAGAACCCCCAUGCCGUGGUUCCCUUUUCAGUGGAGCGCAGUGCAGAGACCAAGUAUACCUACCUUGAUAUUGUUGGAAGACCAGUGGUGGUGUUGGAAAAGGAAAACAUAGUUCCUGAGCACAACUCUCUUUUCCAGGUUUACUACGAUUUCCAUCCAAUGUUCAUGCUUGCAGAGCCAAUGAUGUUGAUAUCUGUAUUUUUCUUUUUGUUUGUGGCUGCCUUGGCUUACAUUCACAUGGACAUCUCAAUAAGAAAAUGAAGAGCAAUGCAGGUGUGUUGCAUGCAUGCCAGUGCAGAUUAGUACCAGAUAGGCUACUUCACGAAGCCAAAUUUAACAUGAGCAUGGCUGGAUAAAUUAGAUUAUAUGUAAAACAUACCCCAACAGUUUGAUUUAUACUUGAUGGAACUGCCAGUUUGUAAAAUGAGACACUAAGUAGCUGCGAAAUAUUGAGAUGUUUGCCAGAUUCUGUUGAAAUAGAUGGUGCAUGCCAAGCAUGUAGUGUUGUCAAAGAAAUACAGUUUUGGUGCA
Messenger RNA from Erigeron canadensis, 1764 nucleotides. RefSeq names its product dolichyl-diphosphooligosaccharide--protein glycosyltransferase subunit 1B. The coding region runs from base 85 to 1494 and encodes 469 amino acids. NCBI's taxonomy places the organism in Eukaryota, Viridiplantae, Streptophyta, Magnoliopsida, Asterales, Asteraceae. Gene Ontology annotation, cellular component: oligosaccharyltransferase complex; membrane. The transcript is spliced from 8 exons. The record is from RefSeq and is a predicted model, not a curated record.